AAAUUGAAACCUUAAAAAAUGGAAGGAUCUACGCCUGUGGCACUCGUUGACUUUGCAGCCGACGAUCAGAUGCCGCAACUUCUACAGGAUUACUAUGCACACGACACGAAAAACGAUUCUUUCUCUAAUUCUCGCCUAGUAUUGCAAGACGAAGAAAAUAUGCAAUUUGACGGCCAAAAGCGACGUGUUGCAAGAUUAUCAGCAGGCACUGAUAAUCAACAUUAUGAUCCGAUUGAUGUAGCAACAGUUAUUACGGUUGUUGGACCGGGUAGCAUUCAGAAUGGAGUCGAAAGAGUUGCGGAAAGCAGUGAUGACGACCCGAUCGAAAUUGGUACGGGAAAUGGUUCUGGUGUCCCCACUGGUCUGGGCAGAGAUGAGGACAGCUAUCUGUACGAACACUGCCACGCACCUAUGCCUGACACAUCUAACAAAAGGGCACAAAGGCAGUUGAUGAUUGCUUGUUUUGUCAGUGUCCUGUUCAUGAUAGCAGAAGUGGUUGGGGGUUCUCUUGCCAACAGUUUGGCUAUCAUGACUGAUGCCGCCCAUCUUCUAAGUGACUUUGCAAGUUUCCUAAUUAGCAUCUUUGCUCUUUGGGUUUCUAGGAGGCCAGCUACAACCAGGAUGUCAUUUGGCUACCACAGAGCAGAGGUCCUUGGAGCUGUCAUAAGUGUGCUAAUCAUCUGGAUUGUGACUGCUAUUCUGUGUUAUCUGGCUGUCAUGAGGAUCAUCAAUGAUGAUUAUACAAUAGAACCUAAUAUAAUGCUUAUUACCGCUGGAGUAGGAGUGGGCAUCAAUAUUAUAUUAAUCAUCAUUCUACAGGCAGGAGGUGGCCAUCUACACAGCCAUGGGGGAGGAGGAGGCCAUCAGCACCUCGUGGAAGACGAAGAAGAAGGAGAAGAGGGGAAAGAUAAAAAACAUCCGAAAAAGAAUAUUAAUGUCAGAGCAGCGUUUAUCCAUGUUAUCGGUGACCUCAUUCAAAGUAUUGGUGUCUUAAUAGCAGCUGGUGUCAUCAAAGCCAAUAGCGAUUGGAAGAUUGCUGAUCCUAUCUGUACAUUCUUGUUUUCUGUGUUAGUCCUCAUCACAACUAUAACUGUCUUAAGAGAUGCUCUCAAUGUCUUAAUGGAAGGUGUACCAAGACAUAUCAACUAUCCAUCACUUAAAAGUGAUCUACAUGCCUUACCGGGAGUCAAACUGGCGCAUAGUCUUCAUGUAUGGAGUUUAACAACAUCUACAGUAGCCAUGGGAGUACACUUAGCAAUAGCUGAAGAAGCAGACAGUGAAGCAGUGUUGCAGCAAGCAUCCAAAAUGGUACAGAAGAAAUACGGGAUCCAUUUCUGCACCAUCCAGGUAGAAAAGUACCAGCAUGAUGCCAUGACCAACUGCACAAGAUGCUCUCAAUUAUGCUAGCGCCCUCUCUGACAUUCCAUCUCGAAGUCAAUAGGAAUCAAUCUGGAAAGGCUAAUCAUUCCCCAAGCUUCGUAAUGAAAAAGAAAUGACGCCUUCCACAUGGGCAUUAAAACAGGAAUUGAUUGACGGGUAUGAAAUAUUCACGUUGGCCGAUAUUCUUGAAGGCGUACCCAGUUAAAGCUGGCUUAACUUUAAUAUUCUACUGAUUUAUGGAAGGCUAGGUGUCAUGCUCUAUAUUUCUUGUAAAUUACUAUGAAUAAGCAAACAGAAUCCGGUUGUGAAAUGAAAAUGAGAAGUGGCAUGACAUUUAGGUUUCAUUUCCUAGUAGUUUUACCGCAGAAUUGUAGUCAUUAUAACAGGUUGGAGAGGUUGACACAUGGUGCUCCAAAAAUCAGUAGACUAACUCUGCCCACCUACAUGAAGUCAGGGUUUGAACUUGGACUCAAGUUACAACAUGUAUGUGUGUAAAAAAAGUUUGUUUAAAAAUAUUAACGAAAAGCUGCCCAUCAUAAACCAUCAGAAUGCUCUGUUCAGACAUGAGGCUGUAAGCCACUAAAAUUAGUAAAUAAAUAGAUGAAAUAAAAAGAACGCUGUGACAAGAUCAAUAUUAGAAGAGUGUAGUUAACAUCAUUUAUCAUUGCUACCACACUGCCUUACCGAUUCUUCCUGUGCCUCUUACACUUAACAAAGUCUGAACAUGUGCAAGUCAUGUUUACACUGUAAUUUCGUUUUGUGAAUGGUGUACAUUUUUACAUUAGAUGAGACAUGAAAUCAUGCUCCAUUCAUACUUUCUACUUGAAUAGAUUAGUCAGGAAGUCAAUACUUUGUCCGUUCGUAGCCGAAGGGCCAUUAAUUCUGUCAUGUGACUCUGAGGUAAUACCUGUAUGGCUUCAAACAGGCAAUAUUACGUAACAUCUGUGAUGUCAUUAGUUGUUUGCCACCGUUCUCUUCUGAGUGGGUGUAUUUUGCCUUCCAUAAACACUCUUAGAAUUUCCUAGGCAAAGUACAUGUAUACAGUCAUAUGAUAAUACUGCUGGUGGAGGCACCAUUUCAUUCAGACUUGACUUAUGAAGAAUGGAUCACUCCAACCUUAUGGAUGUAGCUGGUCAAUAUUCUUUUUGUGGGGCUACCCCCAUCAGCAGUAUAGCCCAGCUCAUCAUCAAGGAUGGGGUACUGUUUGCCCCCCCCCCCCCCCCAGGUGACACAAUGGACUGUUGGUGAGCAAAUUAGAACUUGACCCAGACAAUUUGUUGGUAUGUUCUGAUUGGUGUAGGUGCAAAUAAAAGAAAAAGAGUCCUGUAUUACGUCACAGGCAUUUAAAACAACUAUACUAGAGAAUAAAAUGAUAGAUGCAGGUCAUUGAAUGAUAUCAGUUGAUUUCAAUCGCAACUAUGUAGAUAAGAGAUAGGAGACCGCAAACUUGUGAUUGAUUUGGAUCAAUCAAACUCCUUUAAGACGCGGCCCAGAUAUCAACUAUUUAGUCAUAAAAAUCAUGUCUUUAAUCAUUGCACUUGGUAAUAAAAUCUUAAGAAGCAUUACCUUGAAAUCUAGAAUUACUAUUAGAUUUGAGUGAUGACUAUCCAGAUAUACAUCUUGGAUAUAUAGGAAAUUCCUGUAUAAAAUAGAAAAUACUGCAGCUGCAUAUAAUCCUCAGUUUGUUUUGUUUUAUGGUUUAUCAAAUAUUUUACUACUUUAUAUUCUUCUUUUCAUUUUGUUUCUCUUCAUAAAUAUUAUGUUGACUAAUUUCAAUUCCUUGUUUAUAUUGUAGUGGUUUGGGAAACAACCUUGACCUUCAAUAUGUUUUAUGUAGGUGCAUACUGCAUAUGGCUUGAAAACCCAGAAUGCUUUAUAAUAGAGAUAAAUUCUGCUGUUCUUAGGAUGAGUGAGAAUAUGGUAUUUUGUCCUAAAGGAAAAACAUUGAAGGAUGAAAGGUGUAAAAUUUGAACAUUUUAAAGAGACUGAUUCUGUUCUGUUCCUGUAGGAAAACAUUUUGUCCCUCCAAUAGGUUGUACACUGGAAUAAAAGUGAAGGGUUCCCAAGUCACAACACUCCAGUGGUGCACAUGCUGAAUUCAUGUUGUUGAUACUUAGACACCUGUUUUGCUGAUAUGCUGCAAUGUGACUAAAUCUCACCGAAAUCUAUCUGCAAAUUAAUUAAUUUGAUCAAAUGUUUAACUUACUUUUAUUAUUGUUUCAGAAUAGGGUGUGACAGAAAUUUUAUUUGAUAGAAUUUUAUCUUUUUCACAAUGGGACCUAGUUAUCUUGUAUUGUAUUGUCAUAUUUUAUGUAAUCAUGAUUGAUACAUUAUGUUUUACUUGUUCUUAUUGUUGUUGUUAAUACACUCAAACUAAAACUGAAACUUAUAGAUAAAAGCUCAAGGUUAGAGAAUUACAAAGAAAAGAAAGAAGUCUUCCCAACUGUCUUCUCAGUAAUGAAAUAUCCACCUUUUUUGUAAAAAUAAAUUCCAAAGUAAUCUUCCACACAAGAUUUAUUGUUA
This is a messenger RNA of Strongylocentrotus purpuratus (purple sea urchin), 3903 nucleotides long. Its product is annotated as zinc transporter 2. Gene Ontology annotation, biological process: response to zinc ion; zinc ion transmembrane transport. NCBI's taxonomy places the organism in Eukaryota, Metazoa, Echinodermata, Echinoidea, Camarodonta, Strongylocentrotidae. Gene Ontology annotation, cellular component: plasma membrane. Bases 19 to 1407 code for a protein of 462 amino acids. The record is from RefSeq and is a predicted model, not a curated record. The transcript has 7 exons. Gene Ontology annotation, molecular function: zinc ion transmembrane transporter activity.